AAUGGCACACAGCUGCACAGGUUAAACAGAUAAAGCCUGAUUCCCCGUUUUCUGUUGCCUUCAAAAUAAAAUAGCUUAAUAAGAUUAAAUGGAGGCUUUCAUUGGCACUUGGAAGUUGAUCGAAAGUGAAGGCUUUAAUAAUUUCUUGAGAGAAACUGGUGCUGGGGAGGAAGUGAUUGCUGUUUUAAGUGCAAUCAAACCAGUUGUCACAAUUUCCCAAGAGGACGAGAUUGUGAACCUUACAGUACAGAGCAGCACUGGUAUUGAAGAAACGUCCUUCACACUGGGUAAAGAGUUCCAUGUGGAGAAAAAGGAUGGCAGACAUUGCAAAGUUGUUGUAGAUGUCACAGAAGACCAACUCAUACAGGUGGAAAAGUGGGAUAGUAAAGAAGCUAUAUCUGUCAUCGAGGUCAAGGAUGAGAAACUGAUCAAGACAACAACAUUUAAGGACGUCAAAGCAGUGCAAACCUUUCAGCGGGUGUAAAAGUUGGACGACCUUCCCAUCAAUUUUACUAUUACUUGUUUUUCAAUCACCUGCAGACUGGAAUUGUUACUUAAAAAAAGGAAACACCAUUGAUAUCUUUCACUACAUGUCUCCAAAAGUCCAUUGUAAACUGAUGGAAACCACACUCAAUAAAAAAUAAUGUGAAAUAUUUUUGGAUUAUGGUAUUUAUAGGUUGACAAUGUUACAGAGUUACAUUCACACACCAGUACACUGUGAUGGAAUUACGUUAAUUCAUCAUAAAUGAAAAUCUAAAGACUACUGCUGAUGUGUGUAAAUAGUGCCUUUAAAUGAACAGAUCAACAUCACCAUUGAAAUGAUUUACAGUAUAUUUAGAUUUGUUACAUAUUGAAUCACAGUUUAUACAGGAUAAGUAUAAAAGGUGAAUGAAUUUAUUAAUUUACAGAGCUCCAAUAACUACACAAGCAGUUAAAUACAAAUGUAGCGUUAAAUACCCUAAUCAUAAGCCUUAUCCCAAAACCUAACCCCUACUCUAACCCCAAACCUAACCCUAAACUAACCCUAUCCCUACACUAACCCUAACCUCAUACCUAAUCCUACACUAACCCUAACCCCAAACCUAACCCUACUCCAACCCUAACACCAAACCUAACAUUACACUUACCCAACACUAAAGCUAACCAUGCACUAACCCUAAACCCAAACCUAACACUUCACUAACCCUAAC
Messenger RNA from Hemibagrus wyckioides, 1190 nucleotides. Its product is annotated as fatty acid-binding protein, brain-like. Lineage: Eukaryota; Metazoa; Chordata; Actinopteri; Siluriformes; Bagridae. Gene Ontology annotation, molecular function: fatty acid binding. Bases 89 to 484 code for a protein of 131 amino acids. Gene Ontology annotation, biological process: fatty acid transport. The record is from RefSeq and is a predicted model, not a curated record. Gene Ontology annotation, cellular component: nucleus; cytosol. The transcript has 4 exons.